Messenger RNA from Colossoma macropomum (tambaqui), 1891 nucleotides. RefSeq names its product mediator complex subunit 4 (gene med4). Gene Ontology annotation, biological process: regulation of transcription by RNA polymerase II. The record is from RefSeq and is a predicted model, not a curated record. Gene Ontology annotation, molecular function: transcription coregulator activity. NCBI's taxonomy places the organism in Eukaryota, Metazoa, Chordata, Actinopteri, Characiformes, Serrasalmidae. The coding region runs from base 40 to 798 and encodes 252 amino acids. Gene Ontology annotation, cellular component: core mediator complex; mediator complex. The transcript is spliced from 7 exons.
AUACUCUCUCUCGCAUAGAAGGGAAAGGAAACCAACACAAUGGCGGCGAGCGACAAGUCGACGAAAGAGAAGCUCCUUUCUGCGCUGAAUGAUAUCGAGGUUUUGUCCAGAGAAUUGAUAGAGAUGCUUGCACUGUCACGGACCCAAAAGCUCCCUCAGCCCGGCGAGGACACGCAGGUGCUGGAGCUGCUGGUUCAGAGGGACAAAGAGUUCCAGGAGCUGAUGCAGACGGCUGUGGAGCAGGGCAGGAUUCACCAGGAGAUGCAGCAGCUGGAGAAGGAAGCGGAGAAGAGGGACAGCGACAUCCAGCUGCUGCAGAAACAGCUCAAAGAGGCGGAGCACAUCCUGGCUACUGCCGUGUACCAGGCCAAAGAGAAGCUCAAGUCCAUCGAGAAGGCCAGAAAAGGCAGCAUCUCUUCGGAGGAAAUCAUUAAGUAUGCACACAGGAUAAGUGCCAGUAAUGCGGUGUGUGCUCCUCUUAACUGGGUCCCAGGUGACCCCCGGAGGCCGUACCCCACCGAUCUGGAGAUGCGCAGCGGGAUGCUGGGUCACAUGAGCAACCUGCCAGCUAACGGCGUGAACGGCCACCUGCCGGGAGAUGCACUGGCUGCAGGGAGAUUGCCAGACGUGCUUACUCCUCAGUAUCCCUGGCAGUCCUCCGACGUUUCCAUGGCGAUGCUGCCCCCUCACCACGGCAACGAUUUUGGCCUGGAGCCGCCGGGCCACAACAAGGAGAACGAGGAUGACGUGGAGGCCAUGAGCACCGACUCCUCCAGCAGCAGCAGCGACUCUGACUGAGCGAGAGAGAGCGAGAGAGAGAGAGCGAGAGAGAGAGAGACACAGACAUGGGUACAAGUUCUUCCCUGCUUUCUUACGAGUUUAUAUAUCACUCUCCAUUUAAGUAAGCGUUAUAAAAGCAUUAUAGUGAUAGUUUGGCCAAAAAUCUAAUUUACACACCUUCCCCCUCUGUAGUCAAUCAUCCCGAACAUCUUUGGUGUCUGAAAUGUGCUUUUUUAAAUUUUACACUGGAGAAACAAGACAAGUAAUGUCUCACUAACAAGUAAUGGAAGCUCAUGUACACCAAUUUGUCUAAAUCAGGUGUGUCAGACUGAGUUCCUUCCAGGCCACAGCUCUACAGAGAUUAGUGCUUUCCCUCUUCCAACACUGUGAAUUAGCUAACGAGUUCAUCAGACGUGUUCUCCGCAGAACUACCAACGUAAAUGUGGUCCAGAUUGAACUCUGGUUGACACCUUGGGAAUAAAUCACCACACACCUGCCUCAAAAUGUAUAUUACAGUGUAAUAAACCACAUAAUCAGGUCUGUUAUAGAUUACUUGACAGCUCACCAUGCUAAUUGGUUGGGUAUAAGCUACUAUUACUACUAUUUGUUCCUAUUUGUUUAUACUAUCGUUUUAAGCUCUCCCAGCCUCCAAAACUCUUACAGGCACUGUAUAUUUGCAGUGAUGUUGCAGGAGAACUGGUGGAUCAUAUUUCCCAAUAAAGAUCGUAAAUACGACAUUAUCAGUGCCAUUUCAUCUCAGCUCACAACCGGAGAUUAAAUUAUCUUUAGACUACAGCAGCUGUAAGAGUUUAUGAGAAUUCAGGCAUGUUUUGGAACAUUUUGUACCCUUUUAUUCAGUUACGCUCGUCCAAAUUGAAUUUUGAUUUCUUAAUUUCAGCCGUUUUUUGGCUGGUGAUUGGAUCUAAAGUUUAUUUGUACCCCUGUGUGUGUGUGUGUGUGUGUGUGUGUGUGUGUGUGUGUGUGUGUGUUUACAUAAACACUGCUCACUCAGUCUUUGCCUGCUCAGCUGUUGUGUAAAUAGUGCUGUAAAUAUGUUUGAUUUUUCAGAUCUUGUAAAUAAAGUUUGCCUUUGUUAUAAUAGAAGAGUGUU